Molecule: messenger RNA, 2393 nt
Organism: Trifolium pratense (red clover)
Lineage: Eukaryota; Viridiplantae; Streptophyta; Magnoliopsida; Fabales; Fabaceae
Product: probable inactive purple acid phosphatase 27
Exons: 13
Coding region: 222-2135 (637 amino acids)
Molecular function (GO): metal ion binding; acid phosphatase activity
Source: RefSeq, a predicted model, not a curated record
ACAUCUCACUUUGCAAAGUCCUAAAUCAUUACUAUUAUCUUUAUAAGAAAGGGAAAUGUCUUAAAAAAAAUCUAUAUAUAAGAAAGGGAAAGUGUUUGAUUAAAGAUAUAUAAACCAAAAGCAAGGCCAUAUUUUCUUCCUUCCAAAACAAUAUUCACACAAAAAGCUUUGUCUUAUAACUUACAAAUUCUAUUAUUUCUUUCCCUUCAUUUUCUUCAUUCAUGGAAUCCUCAAAUUGGAUUCUCAUCAAACAUGUAUUCAUUUUCCUCUUUUUCUUCCUUAAUCCUUCAAUGUCCACAACUUUCUCUUCCACACCUAAGUCACCUUUGAACCUUGUUGUUUCACACACUAAAGCCAUACACCAAAAUUAUACUGCAUUAUCAGAUUUUAGAUUGAUAAAUAGAAGAAUUUUGACGGAUUGUUCUAGUUCAAAUCCUUAUGUUAAAGUCAAUAUCAGCUCAAAUUCUGGCUUGUCGGAUGACGAAUUUGUCACGGUUACGGUCACCGGAGUUUCGAAACCGAGAGAUGGUGAUUGGGUGGCUAUGAUUUCACCUUCAAAUUCCAAUGCUGAAACUUGUCUUUUGAAUGGAAUAUAUUAUCUACAAACUGGUGAUACUGCAAAACUUCCUCUGCUUUGCCAUUACCCUGUCAAGGCACAAUACUUGAAAAACGAUCCAGAUUACUUGAGCUGCAAAAACAAAGAAUGCAAGAAAGAGCAAAAUGGGAAAUGUAGUGUGACAACUUGUACUGGUUCAUUAGAGUUUCAUGUGAUCAACAUUAGAAGUGACAUAGAAUUUGUGUUAUUUUCUGGUGGAUUUCUUAAUCCAUGUCUUGUUGGAAGAUCCACUCCUGUUGGUUUUACUAAUCCUAAGAAGCCACUUUAUGGACAUCUCUCAAGCAUAGAUUCAACUUCCACAUCAAUGAGAUUGACAUGGGUUAGUGGAGACAAGGAACCUCAGCAAGUCCGAUAUGGAGAUGGGAAAACAAUUACUUCAGCAGUCACUACUUUUUCACAAGCUGAUAUGUGCAGUUCAGCACUACCUAGUCCUGCUAAGGAUUUUGGAUGGCAUGACCCUGGAUACAUCCAUUCAGCACUUAUGACAGGACUUAAGCCAUCAACUGCCUACUCCUACAGAUAUGGAAGUAACUCGGUUGAUUGGAGUGAACAAAUCAAAUUUUCAACUCCGCCUGCUGGAGGAUCAGAUGAGCUCAAAUUCAUUUCAUUUGGUGAUAUGGGCAAGACCCCUCUUGAUGCUUCAGAAGAACACUAUAUUCAGCCUGGAGCUCUAUCAGUUAUCAAAGCUAUAGCUAAUGAAGUGAGCACUAACAAUGUAAACUCAGUAUUUCACAUUGGAGACAUAAGCUAUGCAACUGGUUUUCUAGCAGAAUGGGAUUUCUUCUUGCACCUUAUUAAUCCAGUAGCUUCAAGAGUUUCUUACAUGACAGCAAUUGGGAACCAUGAGAGGGAUUAUAUAGAUUCUGGUUCAGUUUAUAUUACUCCUGACUCGGGCGGUGAAUGUGGAGUACCUUAUGAAACAUACUUUCCGAUGCCAACUUCAGCAAAGGAUAAGCCUUGGUACUCUAUUGAACAAGCAAGUGUUCAUUUCACAGUAAUAUCAACUGAGCAUGACUGGUCAAUAAAUUCUGAGCAGUAUGCAUGGAUGAAAAAGGACAUGGCAUCAGUUAAUAGACAACAUACUCCUUGGCUAAUCUUCAUGGGACAUAGACCAAUGUACACUUCCAACAAUGGAUUUUCAUCUAAAGAUAAAAACUUUAUCAAUGCUGUGGAGCCUUUGUUGUUAGCGAAUAAGGUUGACUUGGUCCUUUUUGGCCAUGUGCAUAAUUAUGAGAGAACUUGUUCUGUUUAUCAGAAUAAAUGCAAAGCCAUGCCUAUAAAAGAUAAAAAUGGUGUAGACAUAUAUGAUAACAAAAAUUAUAGUGCUCCUGUACAUGCUGUCAUCGGCAUGGCCGGUUUCUCCUUAGACAAAGUCUCAAACAAUGCUGAUAGCUGGAGUCUUAAAAGAAUUUCUGAGUUUGGUUAUUUAAGAGCACAUGCUACUAGGAAUGAUUUAAACUUAGAGUUUGUGACAUCAGAUACAAAAGAAGUUAAGGAUAGUUUCCGCAUUACAAAGUGAAAGCGCAAUCAAAGAUAAAGAGAGAAACAAACAAAUACAGAAUUUUAGAAGGUCUAAUAAAGAUCAAGACAGAAAAACAAAUACAAACAUAUAUAUAAUAUUGAAAUGCAAAGGAAAUAUCUAGAGACAUUUGAUUUGAAGAUGAACAGCAUUUUGGUUUAUUCUUUGUACUAUUUUGUUACAAAGAAUUACCUAUAGACAAUAUAUUAUUGUUACUGCUACCUUUAUUUCUUAUCAAUAUAUCAGGAUCAAUAUAAA